Paramuricea clavata is the source of this 1180-nucleotide messenger RNA. The record is from the annotation of a GenBank genome assembly. NCBI's taxonomy places the organism in Eukaryota, Metazoa, Cnidaria, Anthozoa, Malacalcyonacea, Plexauridae.
GGCUGACGGCAACUGUCUUUUUCAUUCCGCUUCAAUACUGUUGAUCGGCAACGAAACACUAUCUGGUAUUUUGCGCUUAUUGACGGUAUCUGAGUUAUUCGCCCAUUCUGACUUUUAUGGUGAUCAUCCUCAAUUUACCCAAUUUGCUCAAGCCUCUGGUUAUUCACAGGCAGCGAUUUUUAGCAUUCUUUUAAGUGAUGAUUUGGCAUCAGAUGUGUACGCUGGAAACUCAGAUAAUGCUCCCCACGCCAUCGAAAGUCUGGCUAAUACUAGCGCAAAACCAUAUGUGUUUUCCAGUCAGUUUCACAUCCUCGCCCUUGCAUCCGUAAUUCGUCGCCCGAUAUUUUCUGUAUAUCCUGAUAUUCCUGGUUGUACGGCGAUAAAGAAUGCUUUGCAUUGUGUAUGUUAUCCAAGAGAAGGUUUCUUGGAAAACAGCUCUCUUAACGCAGCAGAUCCAGUUCAUAUUAUGUGGACAAGGGCCAACAUUUCUCCGCUACGUGGUUGGACACCUAAUCACUUUGCACCUCUAAUACCUUUCCGGAAAUUACAUCAUAGUACCAGUUUUGAAGAUGAUGUUAGAAGGGGAAGAAAGAAGAUGCAAAAAUUUUCGUUUGAGAAAAGCGACCGAAACCAAGAAAACCUAACUGAUAAGAAACAUCUGGAACAAACGACACUACCAAUAGAUUGCAGCAAGAACGAACAAUUCCCAUUAAACAGCAGCAACAAAAAACGCUCCCUAUUAAUCAGCAAGCAACUCCCCGUAAAAAACAGUGCCAAUCAAAUGACAGCAACAAAAAAGGGGUCCAAUCAAGCCACAGAAACAAACAACGGAUCCAAUGAAAUCACAGCAACAAAAAACAGAUCCAAUGAAACCACAGCAACAAAAAAGGGGUCCAAUCAAACCACAGCAGCAAACGGAUCAAAUGAAACAACAGCAAAAAACAACGGCUCAAAUGAAACAACAGCAGCAAACAACGGAUCAAAUGAAACAACAGCAGCAAACGGAUCAAAUGAAACAACAGCAGCAAACGGAUCAAAUGAAACAACAGCAACAAACAACGGAUCAAAUGAAACAACAGCAACAAACAACGGAUCAAAUGAAACAACAGCAGCAAACGAAUCAAAUGAAACAACAGCAGCAAACAGAUCAAAUGAAACUACAGCAACAAACAACGGAUAA